GGACUGGCGUGUAAUUUACUACUACAGUAGUAUUUGCGCCUCAAUCAUCAGCCACACUACAGCCUUGGCCUGGGCUGCGAGCCUACAACAUCAGGCAUUGAAGCACUAGCCGCAUUCACGAAACCGAGCCAAAUCUUUAUGUCGCUGCGAAUAGAGCAUAACCAGAUGUUGCGACAGCAAACCUCUGAAUCGAGAUGAUCCAAUUAAAGACGAUGCUUAAUUGCAUCGACAAUUCCGGCGCCGCCGUCGUCGAAUGUGUCAAGGUCCUCCGCAUGAAGAGACAUGCAAAGAUUGGCGAUCGCAUUAUCGUUGUCGUUCAAAAGCAGCGCAAUUUCGGUCCGGAGUCGGGCCCAGGCAGUGGCAGCGUAUCGACAUCUGCCGCCAACAAGGUUCGCCGUGGAGAUAUGAGACACGCCGUUGUUGUGCGCACAAAGAAGAAGCUGCAGAGGCCGGAUGGGAGUGUAGUGAAGUUCGAUGACAAUGCCUGCGUUCUGAUCAGCAAGACUGGGGAUCCCAUUGGGACCAGAUUGAACGGUAUUGUCGGCACUGAAUUGAAGAAGAUGAAGUGGUCGAAGAUCUUAUCACUAGCACCAAUGCAUCUAUGAACAAAUUGGGGUUAUAUCAAAAUGUACUCAUACUGUAUAAAGAGGUAGACGGGUCACGGCGUUACACAUGCGAUAAUCAUUAGAACCUCUCGAGAGGUCAACAACUA
Pseudogymnoascus destructans is the source of this 712-nucleotide messenger RNA. RefSeq lists its product as uncharacterized. Gene Ontology annotation, biological process: translation. The transcript has 4 exons. NCBI's taxonomy places the organism in Eukaryota, Fungi, Ascomycota, Leotiomycetes, Thelebolales, Thelebolaceae. Gene Ontology annotation, molecular function: large ribosomal subunit rRNA binding; structural constituent of ribosome. Gene Ontology annotation, cellular component: mitochondrial large ribosomal subunit; ribosome. The record is from RefSeq and is a predicted model, not a curated record. The coding region runs from base 195 to 605 and encodes 136 amino acids.